Molecule: messenger RNA, 1080 nt
Organism: Trichoderma aggressivum f. europaeum
Lineage: Eukaryota; Fungi; Ascomycota; Sordariomycetes; Hypocreales; Hypocreaceae
Exons: 3
Coding region: 1-1080 (359 amino acids)
Biological process (GO): L-threonine metabolic process
Molecular function (GO): homoserine kinase activity; ATP binding
Source: RefSeq, a predicted model, not a curated record
AUGGAGUCAUUCGUGAUCAAGACUCCGUGCUCCAGCGCCAACAUUGGCCCUGGGUUCGACGUCAUCGGCCUCGCAUUGUCCAUGUAUCUCGAGCUGCACGUCACCAUCGAUCGCUCAAAGACAAAGUCGGAGCAUCCCCUCAACUGCAGGGUGACGUACGAAGGCCAGGGCGAAGAGUCUGGCGAUAUUAGCCUGGAUCCGCAGAGCAACCUCAUCACCAGGGUUGCGCUCUACGUCCUGCGAUGUCACGAUCAGCGCAGCUUCCCGAUCGAGACCCAUGUCCAUAUCAAGAACCCUAUUCCGCUGGGCAGGGGACUGGGAAGUUCCGGGGCAGCUGUUGUUGCUGGCGUGAUGCUGGGCAAGGAAGUUGGUGGUCUGCACCACUUGGAUCAGGACCGGCUGUUUGACUAUUGCUUGAUGAUUGAGAGACAUCCUGACAAUGUCGGCGCCGCCCUCUUCGGAGGAUUCGUGGGUACCUAUUUGAUGCCAUUGAAGCCCGAGGAUGCUUCAAGAGUUGAGAUCCCGUUGAGUGAAGUGUUGCCUGCACCAGCAGGAGGAGUCGACACCGGCAAGCAACCUCCAGAGCCCCCACACGGAAUUGGUCACCACAUCAAGUUCCCUUGGAACAAGGAGAUCAAGGCCGUCGCCAUCAUUCCCGACUUCAUUGUCCCCACGCACGACGCCCGAGCUGUCCUACCGCCAAACUACCAGCGUUCCGAUGUGGUAUUCAACUUGCAGCGAAUAGCCCUGCUUCCCGUUGCUCUCGGCCAAUCGCCACCCGACCCAGAGCUCAUCAACCUUGCCAUGCAAGACAAGGUUCACCAACCCUACCGCCAAACGCUCAUCCCAGGCCUCUGCGAGAUUGUUGAAUCCAUGUCUCCAAAGACCCAUCCGGGAUUCCUCGGCGUGUGCCUCUCCGGUGCCGGCCCCACCAUAUUGGCCCUUGCUAUUUCCAACUUUGAGGACAUUGCCAAUCAGAUCAUCGCUACUCUGAGAAGGCACAACGAAAACAAGAAUCUGGCCUGCCAGUGGCUGGUCUUGGAACCUGCAGAUGGAACGCACGUUGUUCGAUCAAGCUGA